This is a messenger RNA of Bombyx mori (domestic silkworm), 6109 nucleotides long. RefSeq names its product sodium-dependent nutrient amino acid transporter 1. Gene Ontology annotation, molecular function: L-amino acid transmembrane transporter activity. Lineage: Eukaryota; Metazoa; Arthropoda; Insecta; Lepidoptera; Bombycidae. Bases 3567 to 5489 code for a protein of 640 amino acids. The transcript has 14 exons. Gene Ontology annotation, cellular component: plasma membrane. The record is from RefSeq and is a predicted model, not a curated record. Gene Ontology annotation, biological process: sodium ion transmembrane transport.
ACUAAUUACAAAUCCGUGUUUCGAAUUAACAAAGUAAUGGAAGUUUAACUUACAAUCUACAGUGAUGAAUUAUGUAAACACAAAUAUUGACUAUCACAGUCUCAUGCAUUGAUUCACCGCGAACGAGGUCGAUGUAUCAUAUCUGAUCGACGCUGAAUAUCAUUGUAAACUAUGUACGUUUGCCUGUUACAAUGACCUAGGCCUUACUUCCGAACAAUGUCACAUUAGUGAUGGGAGCCAUCAUUUGUAUUUUCUUUUGUUUAUUUGAUAUGCUGAUUAUCACUAUUUACCAAAAAAAUACUUUGUGAAAUAACAAAAGAAGUUUUUCAGAUACUGGAUCGAGAACAAUUUCAAACUCGAUUUGGAGAAAUAUGCCUGUAUCGAUAAUUUAUAUGUAAAAAAGCUAUCGCAUUACCAAAUUACGAAACAAUGACCAUCAAAUUAAAUCCAAUGCAAUUAAAAAUAUGGCUGAGAUUGUGGAAGGAAGGGUCAAAUAGAAUGUACAGUUUCUUUUAUUGAUUAGGAUACAAUUCGCGAACUCUAGUGCGGGCACAACCGUAUAAAUUAUUUUAGAUAUUUAUUUAUAUAUAAUAAUAGGACAAAACAAUAUUUUCUUCGGUUUUCACAAGUUCUAGACAUAAUUAAAACUAUUUUUACAGUUUGAUCCCGCGUUUUUUAUUGUCAUUGUUGUCAUUAUUGGUUUUUCGACAUUUCGAACCCUAUACAGCUUUGGUGGUCACGCACAGUCGUUCGGUCAGUAGACUGGGAUUACAUAAACUGUAAAAGCAGUUUUAAUUAGGAUAUAUUCAUUUAAUAGACGUAAAAAAUAUUUCAUAAUCAUAAAACUGAGGAUAGGCCCAGUAGAUGUGAAGGUAAGUAAAAGUAAAUGACCUUGGUGUUGUUUAUAGAAUGUGAUGAAGUGAUGAUUCUCAAGAGUUUGGCCUGAUUUAUCGACUAUAUUGCAUUUGUUUUAUUACAUAACACCGAAGAGGCGUCAAUUAUGUUCUUACAUAUUGAUACGAUUUUAAUAACAUGUAGUUACCGUUCUAAUACCAUCCAACCAUCGUAUUUGCUAGUAACUUGUGUAUUUUAGAUGGUGUGGACGUGGCGAGUGGAUUUUAUAUUUAUUAUAAUAGAUUUUAUAUUAGCCGUUAUCAAAGAAAUGCGCAAAAAAACCACUGCUUUUUUAUUUUUUAUACGAAUAUUUGGUUAGUAAUCUAGUUUCAAUGUCAAACGACGAAUUAUACAUUAUUAAAUAUGCAGGCUAACUUCUCCUGAAAUAUCUUAUCAUUAAAAAAUCAUUAUAUAUAUUUAUAUGUCUAUAUUCUUAAUAGACGGUGAAAGAAGUAACGUAGUGAGAGAAAAGAUAACCCUUGCUAUUGUAGGAUAAUUAAUUAUUAUAAAAUUUUUUUAUAGAUUUAUUUAUUAUAAAAAAAAAGAACUCAAUAUUCCUAACCUAAAAGUACAUGUUAUUAUCCGCAACAUGCUUCGUCAGAUUACAGAAAUAAAGCUAUCAGCAACAUGCUUCGUCAAAAAGUACAAUACUGACUUUCAGCUGCAAGCGUCGUCAUAAGUAACAGGAUAAUUGUAGGAUAAUUGUCUGUUUUAUGGUACUGAUACUAGGCCACUAUUACUUAUAAUAAUAUACAUAUUUUUAUUGCUUAAACGGGUGAAUGGCGCAUCUAGUGCUAAGUGUUUCAAACGACGCGAAUGCCACCUCCCAUUCUCAGACAUGAGGUCGUUGUUGUAAUUACGUUAUAUAAUGACUAUUGCCUUCAAAACGUAACACAUCACUUCGCGACAGAAAUAAGCAGAAUGGUGUCAUCCACUCGUGUGGACGUGGCGUACCAUAACAUCAGUAAUUACACAAAUUUAUAAACUGUGCGACUUUGAUUUUAUUACACGAUGCUUUUUCUUUAAUGUAGAAUUUUUUUUUAUUGCUUAGAUGGGUGAACUAGCUCACAGCCCACAUGGUGUUAAGUGGUUACUGGAGCCCAUAGAAAUCUACAACGUAAAUGCUGCCACCCAUUUUGAGAUAUGAGUUCUAAGGUCUCAGUUUAGUUACACGGCUUACAAACCGAAACGCGUUACUGCUUCACGGCAGAAAUAGGCCGGGUGGUGGUACCUACCCGUGCGGACUCACAAGAGCUCCUACCACCAGUAAAGAAAAAGGAACAAGCAAAAAAAGGUACCAACAAGAAAACAACCUACAACUGUAGUAGUACUUUGCAACAACGAAAGUCGUAGCGCUUGAUUCAACUAAUUAGUUAAUAUAUUAUUUGUAAAUGUGCAUCAAAUGAAUUUUAUAAUAAGUUGAAUGUAUCGAGGUCUAUGACAGCAUUCACGCAGUUGUUAUAUUCUCUGGUUACAGCAUAAUACAGAUUGAGCUUAGAAGGGUCAGCUGGCCUAUGCGUCUAAAUAAAAAAACAUUAGCAUAACCAUAGACAGUACAACACAGUUAUGCACAUGUAUACAAUCAUUUAGAUAGAGAUAUAUGAACUCAAUGGAUAACGUAGAACAAGUUCAUCUGGAUUGUUAUGUAGGCGGACGAACCUUAAUCGAUGUGUUUACGUAGAAUCCAACCUUAAGGUUUGCAUAAAUUAAAAAAAUGCAUCAUAACUGAAAAAUAAAUAGUCUUUUUUUAGUUAAAUCGGUAGUUGUUCAAAUUUCUUUUUUAAUAGUAAUUUAUAUGUUAUGAUAAAUCGAAUUUUCGGAAAAUUCGGACUUAAUUUUCUUAAUAAUCGCAAAUUCGGAACGUAAAUUAGGUUGUAUUGAUAAAUUUCGUUUUAAUGUGUUACUUCUUAAUGUGCUAUUUGUGCUAAAUGUAAAAAAAAUUUAACUUACCUAAUCUAAGUAAUGUAAGCUUAAUUUAAUAAAAAUUUCUAGAAUAAACAUUAGUUAUUUAAUUCAUUCAGGGUUUUAUUGUUGCACGUGAGAUCGGUGUGCAAAGACAUCAUAACAUCAUAACGGAAAAUGCACUACCUAUUAUAUGUGAUUAAAGUAUGAAUGAAACUACCAAAAAAAAAACUGUAAUGCGUGUUUGUUUUGUGGUAAACAUGGAUAAGAAAGCAGGAGUUCUUUUCUGACUCUACAAUUAAAAUCGUAAAACAUAAAUUUAUUAAGACAAAUUUUGAUAGUAGUAAAUAAGAUACAGAAAAAAAUCACUCUCAAAUGUGUCUAAGAUACUAAGAUUGAGUCGCAUAUAUCAACUUGGUCGAGGCUUUAUUUACACAGUCAUACCAAAGUCAGUGAAGCAAUCAGACGAGACUUACCAGCAUGGUAGCGAACUUAUCUGACUUAAACGAAUGACUGUGGGUUUUUUUUCGAUGAAUUUAUUGCCGAUUAGCAGCAACUCUGCGAGGACGUCGUCAAGUUGCUGAUAGGUAUUUUGUAUAUAACUCGAGUACUCGCGGCGCGUGGUUCCACUAGCGCAGUGCACCUGUGCGCUGCCUCAUUUGGAAAGGCAAAUCUUUUAGUGUUUAAUAAAAUUGAUAAAUUAUAUUAUCAAAAUUAAUCAAUCUACAAUAAUAAAACAUUUUUUUAAUUAAUCUUCAGUGCUAAUAAACAUGAGUCAAACACAUGUGAACAAUGGGUUCGACAUGUCCUCGGAGAAUCCUCCGACGGACAGGGACCCGUCAUUGAAUCGUCCAGGAUCACCCAAGCCGAAGCGAUCCACAAAACCUGAUCUACCUCCUCCGGCACUGAAGGUUCCAGUCAAUGAAAAGAAGGCUUUCGAAGAUAUAGAAGGUGCUCCUGAACGUAUGAUGUGGUCUAAUCAAAUUGAAUUCCUCAUGUCGUGCAUCGCUACAUCAGUGGGCUUAGGCAACGUAUGGCGGUUUCCAUUCGUUGCAUAUCAAAAUGGCGGCGGGGCCUUCCUUAUACCCUAUAUCAUAGUGUUGUUUUUAGUCGGCAAACCCAUGUACUACCUCGAAUGUGUUUUGGGACAGUUUAGUUCGAGAAAUUCUGUCAAAGUUUGGUCUUUAUCACCAGCAAUGAAAGGAACCGGCUAUGCUCAAGCUUUGGGUUGCGGAUACAUCCUAUCUUACUACGUAGUAAUUGUUGGUCUAUGCCUGUAUUAUUUGUCAAUGAGUUUCCAGUCUACACUGCCAUGGGCUGUUUGUGAACCUGGUUGGGAAAACUGCGUGCCUUCGGAUCCUAACAGUGCCCCAGUUGGAACCGUAGUCAACGGCACCAGUAGCGCGGAGCUUUACUUCUUGAGAACAGUUCUUCAGCAAAGCGAUGGUAUCGAAGGCGGACUCGGCGCUCCUAUAUGGUACCUGACCUUAUGUUUGCUCGCAACGUGGGUGAUUAUUUUUGUCAUCGUCGCACAAGGCGUGAAGAGUUCUGGCAAGGCUGCAUACUUCCUAGCUUUGUUCCCCUAUGUCGUUAUGAUCAUAUUGUUCAUAACGACUGUAAUUUUACCCGGAGCUGGUACGGGAAUCCUCUUCUUCAUAACGCCUCAAUGGAGUAAACUAUUAGAGUUAGACGUAUGGUAUGCUGCAGUAACGCAAGUAUUCUUCUCGUUAACAGUUUGCACUGGAGCUAUCAUCAUGUUCUCAUCCUAUAAUGGUUUCAAACAAAAUGUCUACAGAGAUGCAAUGAUUGUUACAACUUUGGACACCCUCACAAGUUUGCUAUCCGGCUUUACUAUUUUCGGUAUCCUCGGUAACUUGGCUAAUGAACUAAAUUCUCGAGUAGAAGAUGUGGUCGGCUCUGGAGGAACCGGACUAGCUUUCAUCUCGUACCCUGACGCCAUUGCAAAAACGUUCAUGCCACAGUUGUUCUCAGUUCUGUUCUUCCUGAUGAUGGCUGUGCUGGGUGUGGGUUCAUCUGUGGCUCUUUUGUCGACCAUCAACACUGUAGUGAUGGACGCUUUCCCCAACGUUCCCACAGUGUUCAUGUCGGCUCUCUGCUGUACCGUUGGAUUUUUAGUGGGACUUGUUUACGUCACACCUGGUGGACAAUAUAUAUUGGAGCUUGUCGAUUACUACGGUGGAACGUUUUUAGUAUUAUUCUGCGCCAUUGCUGAAAUUAUUGGUGUAUUCUGGAUAUACGGCUUAGAGAAUCUGUGCCUCGACAUCGAAUACAUGUUGGAUAUAAAGACGUCUCCUUACUGGCGCAUGUGUUGGGGUCUGAUCACGCCAGCCAUGAUGAUUAUUGUAUUCCUGUACGCACUGAUUUCAUACGAAGCAUUGCUCUUCGGAGGAAUGGCCGGAUAUGUGGCUGGUUACCUGUUGUUGAUCGUGGGUAUUUUGUUGGUACCGAUUUCCAUCUGCCUUACAUUGUACAAGUACAGGACUGGAAACUUCAUUGAGACUCUAAAGCUUUCUUUCCGCUCCAAGGAAUCUUGGGGUCCAAGAUCAGCUGGCGAACGCAGAACCUGGCUUUCAUUUAAAGAAGACGCGAAAGUAUUACGAGAAAAACUUAAUCCCUCACGAAUCACGCAUGUCUGGUAUAGUUUAAUAGGAAGCUACAGACGACGAAUCUAAUCUAAUUUUAUGUGUAAAUAAAAUCAUUAGUCUAAGAUUACUUUAAUGAAUUAUUUAUAUUAAUUGAAAAUGAUAUUGUGCCAAUGAUACUAUAUAAAUAUCGUAGUAAAUUAAGUAUUAUGUAAGUUUUAUAAAAAUAUUCGAUUUAUAUUAACAAACAUCACUCAUAAAAUUACUCAGGUUUUGUCGCAUCUUGAAAUUUAUAAACUUAUAAUUGACUAGAUUGUAAGACAUUUCUUAUUGUUGAUGUACCUAAUUGAUGCAAUUUUGUUUAACCGAAUACAUUAUUAACGUGUUUAAAGUUAGUUAAAAACAAAAGGUAAGCUCAUUCACUGUUGUCCAAUUGAUCAUCAUUGAUUUUAUUAUCACUUUGUAAUUCAUAACGAUAUGGAGCAUCCUGGUUAGUGAAGAAAAAAAUAUUUCUAUUGCUAUUAAAUUUAUACAGUAUAUCAGUAACAUAUCGGUAAUACAAGUGAGAUAUAUGUAUAUGGGUUAUUAAAUUACAAUGAAAAAGACAAAAUUUAUUUCGUAUUUGCGAAAAGCCCCUAUAAUUAAAGAACGUUUGAACCAAAGAAACAUAGUUAUUGUUUUUAUGUUUGUGAUAAUAAACUGAAAAUCGA